GUUAUUCACAGGCCCUCACGAAACCUGAGUGAGAAGAAGAGACGUGACAAGCUUAAUAUUUACAUAAGUGAAUUAGCAGCCAUGGUUCCAUCUUGUGCAAGUUCACAGCGCAAGCUUGAUAAAACCACUGUGCUCAAAAUGACAGUUGCCUACAUGAAAGUUCAUAAUGGUAAGAUUAGUAUUUAAUGAGUUAAUGAACACAUUUUAUUACCAAAUAUGCACUAGGUAAACUUGUUUAUUCUGGGCUCCAAUACAAAACUAAAAUCCUUAAUCACCUUUUGGUGAUCAAGUGGCUGGUAGCCAGUUGUAAAUUUUCAGUUGCUAAUUUAAAAUUUGCAGCUGUAUACACCUGUAGUUACCACAACUUUGGUCUGGCAAUGAGAUCAGUUGCUGACUAUGUGUCUCCUUGCUUGCAAUAUAUUUUUUUCUAGCAUUACGUCUCACUGAUAGUGCAUCUAAAUUGGAAGAAUAAUGUAAUAUUUAUUAGGUUUCAUAAUACAGGCCACAGAUUUGUUUGGGUCUGAAUAAUUUUUGUUCAACUUCUCGUUGAACUGGAGCAUUUAUGUCAUGACUUUCUUGUGUAUUUUUGCAGAUUUAACAAUGUCUGUCCUUGGAAAUGAAUCUGGAUUAAUGUCCUCUUUUCUAUCUAGUGAAGAAAUUGGUGAACUAUUAGACAAAGUGAGUCACCAUAUUAUGUUUGCUUGCAUUGUAUUUUAAAUGAUUGUUCUAUGGUUAUUCCCAAAGUUGGUUUUACAUCUGCAAUAUCUAUAGUUGUUGUGCCUCAGUUGAAGCAUGUCUGACUGCAGUUGUAACACUAACAUGUUCAAUAAUUUCCCAGGCUCUGAAUGGCUUCUUACUGGUGUUAUCUACCAAUGGGAACUUUGUUUAUGUGUCUAAAAGCAUUGAAGAUCUUAGUGGCCUCAAGAAGGUGAGUUGAUGCAUGCAUGUAUUGAUUGACAACAUUAGCACAGUAUGACAGUGUAAAUUCAUGAAGCCUUUACACCCUAACAUCAGUAUGCAUAUUCUGUAUACCCCUCUCUAUACAUUUAUUUUGGAACUGACAGGGGGAAUAAACAACAAUAUAAGCUCAUUAGGUUGGUGACAUUUCCUUUAGUCUCAUGAUCUUAAUGAGUGAUUCAGCAGUAUUACUGAAAGAAAAUUAUACACUGGUUUAGUUGUUUUCUCUCAUAUUUAUCAUUGCCUUUAAUUGUGAGUUCCAAUCUUUGUUGUUGUUGUUCUUUUUAGGAAGAACUGAUCGGCAAGAGUAUAUUUGAGAUUGUUCAUCCAGAUGAUAAAGAAGCAAUGGUCAGAGAAAUUCAUCGUCAAGACAUAAAACAUUCUACAGGAUUCAAUUCUCAUUCUGAUCAGCUGGAGCUAACAGGUACAUGUGCAUGUACAUGCAGUGUUUACUUUAGCUGUGUGAAAUCUUUUCAUUCUCCCUAAUAUUUUUCUUUUGCACUUAAUUUAAACUUAUUAUCUUUAAAAUCAUUUUUAUUGUUGUUGUUGUUCUCAGCAUCAGUUUUCAUAUGAUUCUACAUUUUGCAUUUGUGAUGAAUUUUUUUUUUUUCUGAAGGAAAUGCCACCUCACUCCAGAGUAUGGUGGAAAGCAAACCAUCUCGUCGCACCUUUAACUUCCGCAUGUUAGUGAGAGGAAAAGAUGGUGAGCCCAGUGGCAAUGAGGAUGUUUUCUGUGUUGGCUACAUUGACCAGUGGACGAAGAAAGAAGCUGAGCAUCAGAAGCAACGUAAGAUAUUUUAACGUGCAAAGUUGGCAGUACUGUGGUAACAUGCAUACCACUUGGCCUCUUGGGAUUUGUGUCUCUGUCGAAGUGUUCUCCCCAAAGCCCCAUACUCCCCUCCCUACUCUUACACUCAAAUUAACCAUGUGUCACUAUGUCUUACUGUGAUAUCUGACUUUGAUUUUUUUGCAACAUCUGUAGAUUGAUAGAUAGCUUUAUUCAUUCACAGUAAAAUCCUUAGGCACAAUCUAAGAGUACAAAAUAUCUAAUUUUGUCUAGCUAAACUAACUAAUAAUUAGUAGAAUAUUUUAAGAAUAAAAAUCUAUAAUAUCAUUAAAGGUGAUUUUCUAGGAUGCUGUGUCUCAUUCAAAAGCUUUAAUGAAGCACUUUAUCUAAGUUCAUGGGAGAGGCUGUUCCAUAACAUAACACUCCUUGAGGAAAAGUUUCUCUCCAAAUAGUUGGUGUAGGGUUUUGGAACAGCCAAUUUAUUUUUCGGAAUUACUCAGUUGUUAUGAAGUAAUAUCAUUUUGGGAUAUAAAUCGAGAUUGUUGACAUUCAGAGGUCAAUCCAUAAAGUUUUGUGUUUGGCUGCUUUAGGGAUACUGGCAACCAGUGAUAAUUCACUAUCUAAUGCCCUCACUCCUAUUGGCGGAACAGUCAACCCAUUUUUUCUGGUGGGUGUCGGCAUUAUGUCCAGUUCCAGUUUCACGCGUGUUGUGGAGUGCGAAUGUGAUGACAGUAAUUUUACAUCUCGGCACAGUCUUGAUGGAAAGUUCCUUUUUGUUGAUCCACGGUAAGGAUGUAGGCUUGGUAGAUAUAGUAGGCUAACUAGAUGUAGUGGGCCAGCUAGAUGUACAGAGUAAGCUAGAUGUAGAGGGCCAGCUAGAUGUACAGUAGUAGGUUAGCUAGAUGUAGAAGGCUAGCUAGAUGAAGUAGGCUAGCUAGAUAACGUGGGUUAGCUAGAUGUAGUAGGCUAGCUGGAUGAAGUAGGCUAGCUAGAUGUAGUAGGUUAGCUAGAUGUAGUAGGUUAGCUAGAUGUAGUAGGCUAUUAUUACAGUUACAAUCUAUUUUAAUCUAUAUAAACAUGAUCUAAAAUUUAAAAGUAAAAUAGAAAAAAAAAUAAGGAAAUUCUGCUAGAUGUAGCAGGUUAGCUUGAUGUAAUAGGCUAGCUAGAUGUAGUAGGCUAGCUGGAUAAAUUUGUCGCUGAGUAUCUAACCGUCUCCAGUUAAGUUGCACAAAAAGAGGAUCAGCGCUUGUGUCAUAACUGGAGAAGGUCAGGGUUAGUUAGGUGUAGUAGGUUGGUUCGAUUAACAAAAGGCCUACAACGUUUAAUUGCUAGAUGUGGUAGGUUAGCUAUAUGUGGUAGGUUAGCUAGAUGUAGUAGGCUGGCUAGAUGUAGUAGGCUAGCUAGAUGUAGUAGGCUAGCUAGAUGUAGUAGGCUAGCUAGAUAAAGUGGGUUAGCUAGAUGUAGGCUAGCUAGAUGUAGUAGGCUAGCUAGAUGUAGUAGGUUAGCUAGAUGUAGUAGGCUAGCUAGAUAAAGUGGGUUAGCUAGAUGUAGUAGGUCAGCUACAUGUAGUAAGUUAGCUAGAUGAAGUAGGUUAGCUAGAUGUAGUGGGCCAGCUAGAUGUAGUAGGCCAGCUAGAUGUAGUAGGCCAGCUAGAUGUAGUAGGCUAGCUAGAUGUAGUAGGUUAGCUAGAUGUAGUAGGCUAGCUAGAUGUAGUAGGUUAGCUAGAUGUAGUAGGCUAGCUAGAUGUAGUAGGCUAGCUAGAUGUAGUAGGCUAGCUAGAUGUAGUAGGCUAGCUAGAUGUAGUAGGCUAGCUAGAUGAAGUAGGUUAGCUAGAUGUAGUAGGCUAGCUAGAUGUAGUAGGUUAGCUAGAUGUAGUAGGCUAGCUAGAUGUAGUAGGUUAGCUAGAUGCAGUAGGCUAGCUAGAUGAAGUAGGUUAGCUUGAUGUAGUAGGCCAGCUAGAUGUAGUAGGUUAGCUAGAUGUAGUAGGUUAGCUAGAUGUAGUAGGCUAGCUAGAUGUAGUAGGUUAGCUAGAUGUAGUAGGUUAGCUAGAUGUAGUAGGUUAGCUAGAUGUAGUAGGCUAGCUAGAUGUGGUAGGUUAGCUAGAUGUAGUAGGCUAGCUAGAUGUAGUAGGCUAGCUAGAUGUAGUAGGCUAGCUAGAUGUAGUAGGCUAGCUAGAUGUAGUAGGUUAGCUAGAUGUAGUAGGCCAGCUAGAUGUAGUAGGUCAGCUAGAUGUAGUAGGCUAGCUAGAUGUAGUAGGUUAGCUAGAUGUAGUAGGCUAGCUAGAUGUAGUAGGUUAGCUAGAUGUAGUAGGCCAGCUAGAUGUAGUAGGCCAGCUAGAUGUAGUAGGCUAGCUAGAUGUAGUAGGACAGCUAGAUGUAGUAGGCUAGCCAGAUGUAGUAGGCUAGCUAGAUGUAGUAGCCAGCUAGAUGUAGUAGGCUUGCUAGGUUUAGUAGGCCAGCUAGAUGUAGUAGGCUAGCUAGACGUAGUAGGCUAGCUAGAUGUAGUUGGCUAGCUUUAUGUAGUAAGCUAGCUAGAUGUAGUAGGUUAGCUGUAUGUAGUAAGUUAGCUAGCUCUAGUAGUCUAGGGGUAUGUAGUAUUCAGGUAGAUGUAGUAGGCUAGCUUGAUGUAGUAAGCUAGCUAAAUGUAGUAAGCUAGCUUGAUGUAGUGGGCUAGCUAGAUAUAGUAAGCUAGCUGUAUGCAGUAAGCUUACUAGAUGUACCUUUAUUAGGAGUAGAACCGUGCAAGUUAUGCAUGUAAAUGACGUGGAAUUUGAGGAGAGGGUUUUAUUGUUUUAUUUAGUUAUAUUUACUGUCUGUAUUAAAGUAAAACGAUCGUAACAGCUCUAUAGUGUAGUCCUGGUCGUUUUCAGUUAGAAGUGCAAUUGCAGUGUAUUUGCGAGGCUACAUUUGUACAGUUUUUUUGUCAAUUUUAGAGUAUUGUAUACUAUUCCAAAUACAACUGAUCCAACAGAUAUCCCUUCGGUUAGAUAUUUGAGAGAGAGUGAACAGUUCCUUUAUUUUCUUUUGUGGUUCUGUUUAAGGUCAAUCUCCAUCACGGGUUACAUGCCAUUUGAGGUCCUUGGUACAUCAGUUUAUGACUAUAUUCACGAAGAUGAUUUGACAGUUUACGCUAAAGCGCACGAAGCACGUAAGUGAAAUAAAGUUUAAUAAAGUAAUUUGGUAUUAGGAACUGAGUUAAUAACGUAAAAUGGUCGCCGUUGAGAUCUUCAAAGGUGACGUUUCGGCAUUCGCUCUGACGAAAUGCUAACACUCGAAACGUCAGCUUUGGAACUCUUUACGGUGGCCAAUUUACGUUAUCAACUCAGUUGAAAAAACAAAAUUAUCUUGUUAUACUCUCCCACCGACGCAGCAUCACAGUUUCUUUAGAAACUUACCCCCUUUAUUCAUUUGAAAUAAAGUUUGUCUGUUAGCUCUCUUUACGGUCUGCCAUACGAUUCUGAUAAUGCUACAUGUAGUUUGGAGAAUUUGGUAUAUUUAAAUUUGGUAAUAAUACCCUAAUUGAUAUUUUUCUUUAUUCUCAUCACUUGUCUGCUUGAUAUUGUAUUGAUUUUGUAAGGAGAAAUUCUGUCAUGGUCACUUCUGGAGUGACAAGGGUUAAAAGCUCUAAGCUCACUUUUUAAAUUGCUUUGUUGUCGUUUUAGUUAUGGAAUACGGUGAGGGAAAAACUGGCUUUUACCGCAUUUUGAGCAAAGGGUACCAGUGGAUAUGGGCGGCAACAAGGAGUUACAUUUCCUUUAAUCACUGGAAUUCCAAGCCUGAAAUAUACUGCAGUAAUACGAAAGUAAUAAGGUGGGUUAAAAAAAUAAUAACUUGUUUUGAUCAUGAAAUUAGCUCAUCAGCAGAAAGUCAGGUUAGCUUUCAAAGGGGAAGGAAUUUUCACCCAGGUUAGCUGAUUCUUGAAAAAUCGUGCGCAACAGAGCAGAGGGUAAGAGGGCAAAAGACCACUCCUCUGCCUUGACGGGAACGCCUUAGUCGAGUAACCCGUGCUUGGUGCUAACUGCGAGAGGCAUACAAAAGGUAAGUUUCUUACAGAAGCAUGCAGCUGUAACAUGUUCCAAUCUCUCAGUCAGUGUAGACAAGCGGAAGAGGGACUAGUAGCAAUUGCAUUGUCAGGGCUCUUGGUGUAGAAGACACAGUCUACGUCACACUAUUGUUUUCAUCGUUUUCUUAUUCCCAGUUGUGAUGAAAUUCUAUUGUGGCGGUACACAGCUGGUACUGCCUCUGGUACUGCCUCUGCACAGACCGUAGAAAAUUUAACAUUUGGCGGUACUUUGUGAACGAUAUGAUUUCGUUCAAAACUGCAAAGUAUUUACGGAAAAACGAUGUUUAUUUGCAGUGCUGCGGAGGGUGAGAAGUCACUAAGAGUCAGAGAAAAGGAAAUGGAAAUUUUGAAAGCUAGUCAGGAAAGUCACCAGUCGCGAUUCUCUCAAUAUAAAGCUCCCUUGAAGUGUAACAGCCCUCAUGAAGCCAAUGCAUUGGUUCUGGCCAAGUGGGCAGCGGAUGAGUUGAACUCAACGUCCCUGCCGUUAGAACAAACUGAUAGCGGGGAAAACCCUGGCGGGGACCAGAAUGCUCUGGGAACGAACAAGAAAGGUAUGUGUUUGAAUUUUGGCUUUCUUCACACACGAAACCUGAAAGUUAAUGGAGAAGAUUAUAACUGCUGUUGACAUCCAGGGAGAUGGGAUCUUACGCGAGAGAUUUCGUGUCACCUUCCAGAUCUUGAGUCUCUCCUGUCAAACUGGCUGGCAUGCUGUUACGUUGUGUGACGUGUUGUCAUGUCUUGUGUUAUGCUGUCGAGUUCUGUGACAAACUAUCAAGUUCUGUAACAUACUGUGUGUCCAAAGUUAAUAGAAGUUAAUUGUUUUAUAAACCCGAAAAUUUGUUUCAUUUUUUAAUAAUACCUUUUUUUCCGACUAGAACGUGCGCAUCAUUCUAAUCAUUCUGAACUUGGCUGACCAGUGAAAUCUUCCAUUAAUUUAUUCGGUCAUAAUGCGCACACGCGAAAAUAGAAGAUUGUGUACCGCCAAGAGCUCCUAACGACCUGUUAACAUCAGUAUGCAUAUUCAACUCUACUCUACAUAAAAUUAUGUUUCAAAUAUGUACAGGAGCAGGAAACGUGACAUGGAUUGGUUGACCACCUGCAUAAAUGAUUGUGAACAUAUGAAAAUCAUGUGAACUGCGAAUCUAGAAAAGACUAUGAAAGCGAUGUGCGUAGUAAUGAACACCAUUGGAGCAAUAGUGGAAAUAAGGCCUGAAAAAAAAAAAAAAAAAAAAAAAAGGAUGAAAAUCAGGCAUAUACGGGAUUUGAACCCAUGACCUUUGCGAUACUGGUGUAGUGCUCUAACCACUGGGCGAUCAAGCCUACUGGGAACUGGUUAUCAUAUUGGUUCCAAAUAAACCUGCAAAGUGAUGAAUAAAUAUUUGUGAAUAUAUGAAAAUCAUAUAUGUGAACUGCGGAUUUAGAAAUAAAUAGGAGAGAGAUCUUCGCAGUAAUGAACACUUCUUAAACAGUUAGGAAACUAAGGCCUAAAUUUGUACAGGCCUGAUUUUUCUUCAGGUCUUAUUUCCACUACUGCGUAAGUAGUGUUAUAAAUGCGAAGAUCACUUUCGUAUUCAGUCCUCGUAUAAUUUACAAUGUUAUUCUUUUAUUUUACUUUCUUCUCCUGUGUUCAGAUGUGGCUCUGUUUGGCCGUGCGGACGACAGGAGGUCUGGGGCUGAAUCACAAGCUGAUGAUAGCGAAACCGACACGAGGGAUAUGGACCAAGACUCGUUUGUACGUUUUCAUUCUUUUUUUUCUCUUUGUUUGGUUUUUGUUGGGGUGUGUUUGUUUUUGUAAUGCAUCAUGCGUGAACUUAUUGAAUAAAGGGGUAAGUUUCAAGAAACUGUAGUGUAGCGUGGGUGGGAUAGUAUGACAAGAUCAUCUUUUUUUAAUCAACUCUGCUGAUAAAUAGGGAGUAGUACGUGGUUGCUUGUAGAUAUGGAAUUUCUCUUCGAGCGAGGGCAGCGAACCAGAGAGAUAUCGAGUUAUCGAGUUGUCGUGAGCUGUCGAGUUGAGCACUCGAAGAUAAAUCCCAUAUCUACAACAACCAUGUUUUAUGUUGUUUACUAUAUAAACACGAUAGCCCUUUCCUGAAAAGAAAAGUCGACUUUAUUAAUGAAUGAAGAAUUAGAUCUAAAGUCCGAGAGGAAAGUCGAAACGCGCGUCUGCAGUAAGGCUCAAGUUGAAAAAAAUGCGCUCGAUCAACACAAAAACAAACAAUAGGCGUAACUUCAAUUUACAAAAUUCUCAGUGAUUGACUUUUUCCUUACCGACAGAAGAAAUCUAUCGGGUACACAACCAAAAUCGGCCUGUGGCAACUCUUCCAGUUGUCGAUUUUCGUUCUUAGCCGCGAGAAAUGCUAUUACUAAAGCCACCGAGUACGCAAAUUUCGGUUUUCUUUUCGUAUUUUUUCUUCUCACGAAAACAGUGCAACCCGGCCUUAAUUUCGACAAUUACCUUAACCAAAUGUUAGGGCUUAUCGAGAUGAUUGGUACCCGGUGGUUCCUCUGAUCUCUGUGCGGCUAGUUAACCUUUGGCAUCGGGAAUUUUUCCGAUGCCUGGUAUUUUACAAAUGUAACCAAAGUGCUUUAUGUACAGGAUCUUCCCUCAACUGUUGAUGAACUUGAGCGCUUCCGAGAGGCUCAGCGCCUUCUUCAAAAUCAACUUCUGGAGAAGCACUCCUUGUUAUUGAAAGCUGUGGCUCGACAGAAACAGCAGCUACAAGAAAUCCAGCAGCACAUGAUACUUAACCUUCAGUCGCAGCUGUUUGUAGAUCCAGUCAAACUACAAGAAACGUGCUCGGGUUACUUUGAGAGGAACAAGGACUUGUCUGAGAGGCAUGAAGUGCAGGAGCAGGCUCUCGAAUCCAUCAGUCGGAAGCUUGAAGCGCAGAUGCAAACAGCUGAACGCAGAUAUCAGCGCCAUUUUAAGUUGCUCAUGGAGAAGAAAGCCGAGGAGCAACAGAUGGCAGCUGAGCAAAGCAUUCCCCAAAGUUCCGAAACUUUUAUUGACACCGCUGUGUCAUUAGGGGGACAACAGCAGGCUCAGCUUGAGAGUGAAGAUGUUGUUGUGGAGGACAUCGAUCCAUUAAACUCAAGACAACGACGUGAAUUGCAACGGGAGCAAACUUCAUCUCCGCUUCAGUUGUUGCCAAUAGACAAUCAGAUUGAUCUGCAGCAGCAAGCACAUAUUGAAGAUGUGCAAAGCAACGUAGCAAUGUUAAAGCGUAGAAUGACCAGCCCCUCAAAUCAGGGGAAUCAAAAGGUCAUGCGCGUAGACUCAAACGCGAAACAAAUGUGGCCGCAAUCGUUGCCAUCAGGCGCGCGACCGGAGCUGCAACAACCACAAGCUAUCGUGGCAGCGUCAAGACCUUGGCAGCCCAGCAGUGCUGGUCAAGCAGUGACAAAUGAAGGGUUUGUCCAGGCAAUUCCCGGAGUUAAUAACCGUGGAUCAGUUACGGUUACGACCAACGUCACUUCCGCUCCUUUGCCAGUGCCGCGACAGGUCGGUAUACGACCAAACCAGUCCUCGCACGGCCAACAGAGUGUUCAGUCCCAGCCUUCCAGUUACACGCCCGGUGUUCCUGUGUCGGCCCAGGCCGUUUUGCAGCAUUACUCUACGUCUCCACAAUUGAAUACUCCAUCGCAUAUGAAUGGAGGAAUUUUGGCCAUGUUAGGACAAAGCCCUGGAGCUUUCCAAGGGUCAGGUGACAAGACCGGUUUAGGAUUUGCUGCGCCGCACAUUGCAACAGCUUCGGCUGAUCCCCUUCAACAGCAGCAGUCGCAACAAAGCUCUCAAAUGAACGCAUCUAUUGUUCAAACUGUGGAGCAACUAUUAACGAACUCUACUCAAAACCAGCAGAUAAUGCAGGUGUUAUUGACUGUGCUCUCGGCGCUUCAGAGUCAGCCGCAAGUUGCGGCGUCAUUGAUAACAUUGUUGAAGCAGAUCCAAGAUGGUCAGCAACAAGGACAAGGUGAAGUUCCCUCUCCUGUCCAGCCAGCCCCACCUCAGUUCCCUGUUGGCUUGGGAACCCAGGGACAAUCUACCUCACAGCUUUGCACUACUGCCCCACAACCUCUGUACUCCUAUGGUAAUGAGGUAACUUUCCAACAGCAGCAGCAGCAGCAGCAACAGCAGCAGCCUACGCCACCUUCAAUGCUGCCGAAUCAGCAAAGAAUUCCUCAGCAGCCGCCAAGAUCGCGGCCGACCGUUCCGCUGCAACAUCCUCGGCAGGACACGACAGGUCUAGGUAUGACCCGGGUGAGUUCCACAACCACAAGUUACAGCUUCGCUCUACAACAACAGCAGCAACAACAACAAAAGCAACAGCAAAAACAACAACAACAACAACAGCGUCAACAACAACAGCAAGAACAGCAGCGGCAGCAGCAACGGCAAAUCGCUAGGAAUUCGGCUAUGACCAACCUAGGAGCAUCUCAAAUCUCGUCUUCAACGAUCACGUCUACGAUGAAUUUUAUGCCAUAUGAGACCAUGGCCUCUACUUCAACUGGUGUGACGUCCGUGGCAGCAGUCCGAGAUUUUGACCUGUUAGAGAAAAAGAAAACUUCAAAGUCCAAAGGAGAUUAUUUCUCGAACUUUUCGUCGGAUGAAUUGCGCGCGAUGUUGAUGGAUGCUCCCGGAGCAAUGUCCAACAAUGAAAGCCCGACAAACUUGGCUGUUGAUAAGCAGGAGAAGAAACUCGAGGACGAGGAACUACUUUAUAAUCCACUACUUACGCAACAGCAGCAGCUCUUACAGUUACACCAGGUUUGUUAGUUUGUCUCUUGAUUUAUUCUUUCCUUCGUUUUCUCUUUCUGUAGACAAUCGGUAAAGAUUGCAACACCAACGAACAAGUAUUAGGUACUUUCUAUGUGCGCUCCCACAAAUUUAACUACAGAUAGGUUACAAGGAUGAUAAUUCUUUUCCUGACCUACUGAAACACCAAAUUCUUAGAAUGAACAAGAAACAAAACACACGAUCCACGGUAAGGUCAGAAGUGAUAGUGUAACUGACUCAUCUUGGGUGACUUGUAGGAACAAAGGCGUCAACUUCUUCUCCAGCAACAAGAGCAACGAUUACUGAUGUUCGAGGAACAGAAACGGAGAGAGGAAGCCGGCCAACAGCAAACAGCAACUUCGCCUGCAACGUCUAAUUUCAGUUCGAGUGGGCUCCGCGCCAUGCUAUCUGAUGAUCCGCGGGAAGGAAGUUCGCGACAAAUAGGCAAGUAUCUUUAA
Pocillopora meandrina is the source of this 11038-nucleotide messenger RNA. Lineage: Eukaryota; Metazoa; Cnidaria; Anthozoa; Scleractinia; Pocilloporidae. The record is from the annotation of a GenBank genome assembly.